Meleagris gallopavo (turkey) is the source of this 930-nucleotide messenger RNA. The record is from RefSeq and is a predicted model, not a curated record. NCBI's taxonomy places the organism in Eukaryota, Metazoa, Chordata, Aves, Galliformes, Phasianidae.
AUGGUUGAGAGAUCUAUGGAUCAAGUCUUUAAUCUUUUUCCUCUCUUUCUACAGGUCCUUCAGAAGCUUGGGAAAGCAGACGAAACAAAAGAUGAGCAGUUUGAACAGUGUGUGCAGAACUUCAACAAGCAGCUGUCUGAAGGCACAAGGCUGCAGAAGGAUCUCCGAACUUACUUGGCUUCUGUAAAAGCUAUGCAUGAAGCCUCCAAGAAGCUGACGGAGUGUUUGCAGGAAGUUUAUGAGCCGGACUGGCCUGGGAGAGAUGACACAAAUAAAAUAGCAGAGAACAAUGAUCUCCUCUGGACAGAUUUCCAUCAGAAACUGGUGGAUCAGGCACUUCUGACCAUGGAUACGUAUCUUGGCCAAUUCCCAGAUAUCAAAUCUCGCAUAGCAAAGCGAGGAAGGAAGCUUGUGGAUUAUGACAGUGCCAGACACCACUUUGAAGCCCUGCAAACUGCAAAGAAGAAGGAUGAAACCAAAAUUGCAAAGCCUGUUUCGCUGCUUGAGAAAGCUGCGCCUCAGUGGUGUCAAGGGAAGCUACAAGCUCACCUCGUUGCGCAAACUAAUCUGCUCCGAAAUCAGGCUGAAGAAGAGUUAGUAAAGGCUCAGAAGGUGUUUGAAGAAAUGAACAUUGAUCUGCAGGAGGAGCUGCCUUCACUAUGGAAUAGUCGUGUUGGUUUCUACGUCAACACAUUCCAGAGUAUAGCAGGCCUAGAAGAAAACUUCCACAAAGAGAUGAGCAAGUUGAACCAAAAUCUCCAUGAUGUCCUGCUGGGUCUAGACAAGCAGUACUCAGGCAAUGCCUUUCCCAUUAAAGCACAGCCCAGAAAGAAAACUAAACUGUUCGCCAGGCUGAGGAAAAAGAUGAGCAGGUACCGGUACGGAGAGCAGCAUUUCAAUAUGUGUUUGAUUUAGUUCCUAAAACUGGAG